UGAGUUCUCUGCCGUGAAUGCCCAUCGUUUCCCAAGGCACACGGCCCACCAGGGAGGCAGCUUCAGGGAGCAGGUCCGGAGAGCCGCUCAGCCUGGGGAGGAAGAGUCUCAAGGUCAUACCUCAAGGUCAUAUGUAGUCCUGGCCGCCACCGGAAAUUCCUCUGGGGGCAUUUUCAGCAGGAUUUUUGCCACAUCUGUGUGGGUUUCCUGGGGGCCUUGCUACAGCAAGUUUUCCGCCAGCGGUCUCUGCAUCAGUCGUGGCAUUUUCUUCUGGCAGGGCAGGUGCACAGACUCUGGGUGACGUGAUGGGGGCGGGGCGAGGCCUGCUCCAUGGGAGGAAACGGCUCCCGUGACGUGGGCCUUCUUCAGAGUCCCGUCGACCUUGGCGUACUGUGCCUUUAGGAAGCUGCAAAUGAUGGGCCUCUUCUUCUCCCUCACCUGUGCAGGUGUGUGUCCUCGUGGGGAACGAAGCCCUCCGCGUGGCUAUGGCUGUUUCUCCAGUGGAUCUGUUGAGAACUGGUCCUCUGCGUGACGACAGCUCAGACAGGCCAGGGCCCUCUCUCUGGUCCGUCCCUUCUCCGUUGUUGAUCGUAUCUGCUCCCCUCAGGCCCCUGCAGACUCUGAAGGCAGGGAAGCCUGUUACGGGGGAAGUUUAUUCCGCCCUUACAGAACCUGCAUGGCGUGUGGUUGCAUGUGAGUGAGCGUAUGUGGUCCUGUCUGGUCCUACUCGACGUCCUUCUUGGAGCGUCACUGGGUUCGUCAGCAUGUUAGAAACCACACAGAGUUUAAUCGUUAAAAAUAAACAAGCCUGUCCGACUAGACUGAGGACAGUAUUCCUCAGACUUUUAGUGUCACGCUUGAUAAGUCUAUUUGGGAAAACAAUGGCUUGGAAUGUUUUCUUUCCAGUAGAAUCUGCAUUCCUGUGUCUUAUUUGGGUUUAAGUGGAAAGGCAAAGUUGUUUUGUUCAUAAGCAUUUUAUUUUAGCACAGUUUAGAUUUAGAUGUACAGAUUUAGAUUAGAUUUAGGUUAGCAGAUUUGGAUUUCGGUUUAGAAAAGCAACCCAGAUACAGGAAGUACCAGGAGCUCGCCUGCGCCCACACCCGGCUUCCCUUAUUAUUGACAUCUGGUAGGAGUGUGCUGCACUUGCCAUGGCUCAUGAACCGGUACUCACCUUGGUUUCGAUGACCUUGACAGUUUAGGUGGGGAAGACCAGUCGGUAUUUUGUAGAUGCCUCUCGACUGGGGUUUGUCUGGUGUUUUCCUCGUGGUGAUUAGGCUGGGGUUGUGGGUUGUGGGGAGAAAACCACAGAGGCACAAGUGCUGUUUCUGUCCUGUCACGUCAAGGGUCUGUGCGAUCGUCGUGACUCCCCGCGGCUGAUGCUUGCCUUGAUCACCUGGCCGAGGCGUGUGCCAGGUUUCUCCGUGUGCAGUUACUCUUUCCCCGCAUCCACCCUGUCCCUUUGCGUGAUGUCGCCCCGUGCGGCCACACGUAGAGUCGGGAGCUGUGCCCCAACUCCUGGGGGCGGGGAGCAGCUAUGGAAUAUGCCUUUUCUCCACCCUUUAUUUAUCGGUUCCAUCAUUUACGUUUAUCAUUGUGAGCUUAUGGACACAUUUCAUUUACUUACUGAUUCCAUCAUUUAUGUAUAUCGGUGUGAGCUUAUGGACACUUAUUUUAUAUUUUUGAUUAUGGUCCCUAUGACUUUGUCCCUCAGACUGUCCCAGCUUCAGCCAUUGGGAGCCCAUUGUGUUGCCGUGACACAUCCCCAGCAGUGUGGCUGUUUAUUUCGAGUACUUCCUCGCUUUGUGGCACUACCGAGUGUUCCAGGAUCAUCCGGAACGUUUCCUGUGCAAGCCCUUCAAGCCGCCCUUGAGCCCUCAUUCCUUUGUUGCAGCGUGGCCUCAGAAAGCAGGCUCUGGGCACUUGGUGUGCUUUGUGGCGAGCUGGGGCACCCUCGCCUGUGUGCGCCAGCAGGCAGGCAGAGCAGGGGAACGGCCGUGCGUGUGUUGUCCCUCGAAGACGCGUGUGUCUGUAAGCCGUGCCGAGUGUGGUGGGCUGCACCUAUAUUGAGCUAAUUGUUGAGUUUGUGCUCAUGUCUCCAGCUCUAAGCCAGGACCCCGUGGAUCAUUCCAGCCACCUCCCCUCGCUUGUCUGGGACCUUCCACUCUGACAGCGAGAAGCCUGACUCCCACCUUCCACAGUCUGCUUGCUUGUUUGUUCUAGUACACGGAUGCAUAGUAGUUUCAGAAUUGUUAACCCACACUCGAGCGGAGACAGCUUUGUCUGCUAGGGUCCGGGGCUUAUGGACAGUUCCAUAAGUUUGCCUGCGGUCUUACAGGUUCCACUCAUUUCCAGACUUGCUCAGGUCAGGGCUUUUCCCCACCCCUGCGGUGAGGUCAUUUGGUACCCUUGUAGUAGAGUUCGAGUUUCUCUUCCCAGCCUGCAUUCCGUGCCAGGAUGCCCUUCUUCCUAGAGUAUUGUUUUAAAAACGUGCAUGCAUCCAGGUUCACUCCCUGUGCUGUGAAGUUUUGUUUCAUGGGUUUUGAUAAAUGCAUAGCGGCACGCAUCUGUCCUUACAGUAUUCUACAAAAGUACUUUCCAUGCCCUCACACACCCCCUGCGCCUCACCUGCUCAGCCCUCUCCUCCCUCCUCCCUCCCCAUCUCCUGGUAACUGCUCAUCUGUCUACUGAUUCUACAGUCUGCCAAUUCCAGAAUGUUCUAUGAUUAGAACCAUACAGUAUGUAGCCUUAAAAAACAAACAAACAAAAAAACCCUUUUGUUUCUUAGAGGUUUAGGUUCAUAGCAAAAUUGAGGGCCAAGUACAGAGUUCCCGUAUCCGCCCCGUCCCCACACAGGCACAGCCUCCUUCACUAUUGACAUCAUGCACCGGAGGGGCACCUGUUACAUGGAUGAACCUGCAGUGACACAUCAUAAUCACCCAAAGUUCAUGGUUUACUGUGUCAGCUCAGGCUGCCAGAACAAAACACCACAGACCGGGUGGCUUAAACAACAGGACUUUAUUUCUCAUGGUUCUGGAGGUGGGAAGUCUGAGAUCAGGUGCCAGCAUGCUCAGGUUCUGACCGCUGCUACAGAGCCCUCCAGAAUCCGAGACUGGGCCUUUGCAACAGAGCUCCCAGACACCUACCCCCAGCUGUCCGGGAGGGACGCACCAGUCAGCAGCCGCCGCCCACAGCUGCGACUCCUCUGGUACAGACUGUUCUGCCAUGACCACAGCGCGGUACCGGCCCACGUGGGACCUGGCCCUCGAUCCGCUGGUGUCGUGCAAGCUGUGUCUCGGGGAGUACCCGGUGGAGCAGAUGACCACCAUCGCCCAGUGCCAGUGCAUAUUCUGUACUCUGUGCCUGAAACAGUAUGUCGAGCUCUUGAUCAAAGAAGGAUUGGAAACUGCGAUCAGUUGCCCCGAUGCCGCCUGCCCUAAGCAAGGCCACCUGCAGGAGGACGAGAUCGAGUGCAUGGUGGCGGCUGAAAUUAUGCAAAGAUAUAAAAAGCUACAAUUUGAAAGAGAGGUGCUGCUGGACCCCUGUCGGACCUGGUGCCCUACUUCCACCUGCCAGGCCGUGUGCCAGCUCCAGGACAUGGGGCUGCAGACACCCCAGCUGGUGCGGUGCAAGGCCUGUGACGUGGAAUUCUGCUCUGCCUGCAAAGCCAGCUGGCAUCCCGGCCAGGGCUGCCCGGAGACCAUGCCCAUCACUUUCCUUCCCGGAGAGACCAGCUCUGCUUUCAAACUGGAGGAGGACGACGCGCCCAUCAAGCGGUGCCCCAAGUGCAAGGUGUACAUCGAGCGGGACGAAGGGUGCGCACAGAUGAUGUGUAAGAACUGCAAGCAUGCCUUCUGCUGGUACUGCCUCGAGUCUCUGGACGAUGACUUCCUCCUGAUCCAUUACGAUAAAGGACCGUGCCGGAACAAGCUGGGCCAUUCCAGGGCAUCUGUGAUCUGGCAUCGGACACAGGUGGUGGGAUGGCUUCAUUCCCUUGCUCACUGUGCUCCGUCCCUGGGAGACAGUCACUCGUUUGAACAUCUGGGUGCUAAUGGUCCUGAAAUCUGCUGGCUUCUCCCCAGAGCCCAAGAUUCACGUCCCCACUGCCUCCUCCAUAUCUCCAUGUGGGUGCCCGCGGGUCUCCCAGACUCGGAACGUCCAAAUGGAGCUCACUGUUCUUCUCGUUACCAAGAUGGCACGUCCAUCCCCCUCAAGCCAAAACUGAGUGCACGGUUCUUGGAGGCCUUCAGGUCUUGCUGAUUUCGCUUUCUGAACACCCUCUGCGUCUGUGCCUCUUCUGGUCACUGUCCUCCCUCCCACCUGCCCGGCCUGCUGUGAGUCCUGUAGGCUCCUCGCUCCAUCUUCCCAACUGUGGACCUGUCCUCCACAAAGCCCCUGGAACUUACCCCCUUGGUUUCUCAACGAGAUGAGUGCUCAACUUGCGAGCAGGGAUCCUGAGCUCUCCGUUCUGGCCUUGCCGGACCCCGCCCGGAUGUCCUGCCUGCACACGUCUGUGUUUCCUGUUUCCACCUGUACCGUCCUACAGCCGGCCUGAAAUUCUCUCUUCCUGAUGCCUCAGCCUGUGCACACCUGGCUCACACCUGCUGGCCCUGCCACGUCCCUAAGGAAGCCACCCUGAACUUCCCAGCACCUGUUUUCUGAGUCUCGAAUCUGUUUCUGCCCAGAACUCUUCAGCCCUUUGUCACUGCUUGCGGCUCCCUGCCCUCCUGCUGGGCCCCCAUCUUUCAGAGAACAAAUCGCCCUGCACCGCACAGUUCAGAACAACAGAUAUUCAUUAAGCGGAGAAAUGAGGAGCUGUUACAGAGGGUGGGCAAGAGAGAGCGGAGCUGUCACCUAGCGCCUGGCUAGACUCCACACAGCCCCCACGCUUACCUUGUGGCUUCCCCUGCCUCAAGGGCACGCCUCCACCCGCUUGAUAGUCAUUUAACAGCAGCCUACCUGGCAGGGGGUGUUUGCUUCCUGCGGUGUAAACACUCCCAUCCUGGCCAUUUCAAGCUGCCCCUGUGAUGGCACUGAAGGGAGAAUUGGGAGGAGACCUGUGAGCGAUCACAGCCCUCUGUCCCUUAUUCCUGUCAUUGUCCCAGCCUCUCCCACAUCUAGCAUGUGGUGUGCUGGGUGGGCCUCGAUGUCAUGUUCAAAUGCCAAGUGUCAGAGAAUUAAAGGGGUUCCAUACGUUCACCUUAUUGCAUCUUUGAUUUUGGCAUAUAGUUCCUAAGUGCUGGAGUGUGGUUUAUAGAACUCUCUGGAGGAGAGGAUUCAAAACGUACCAGUUUCUGUUCAUCUGGGUCAGUCUCCUAAAUGUCUGUUGCAUGUUUGUUACAGGAGAUGCACUGGUCUGUGCACAGAGGCUUAUACUGGUUACAGAACCCAUGUUAUACUCUGAAGAUACAGUCUGAAUUUGAGAAGCCAUACUUUAAAAAAUUUUUUUAAAUUUUCUCUAACGUUUAUUUAUUUUUCAGAGACAGGGAAUGAAUGGGGGAGGUGCAGAGACGGAAUCCAAAGCAGGCUCCAGGCUCUGAACUGUCAGCACAGAGCCUGACGUGGGGCUCGAACUCAUAAACUGUGAGAUCAUGUCCUGAGCCGAAGUCGGAUGCUCGACUGACUGAGCCACCCAGGCACCCCUAAAAAAAUUUGAAAAAAAAAUUUUUUUUAAUGUUUAUUUUUGAAAGAGGGAGAGACAGAGUGCAAAGAGCGGAGGAGCAGAGAGAGGGAGACACAGAAUCUGAAGCAGGCUCCAGGCUCUGAGCUGUCAGCACAGAGCCCAACAUGGGGCUCGAAUCCACAGACCAUGAGAUCAUGACCUGAGCUGAAGUUGGACGCUUAACCGACUGAACCACCCAGGCGCCCCUAAAAAAUUUUUUUUAAUGUUUAUUUAUUUAAAAAAAAUUUUUUUUAACGUUUAUUUAUUUUUGAGACAGAGAGAGACAGAGCAUGAACUGGGGAGGGUCAGAGAGAGGGAGACACAGAAUCUGAAACAGGCUCCGGGCUCUGAGCUGUCAGCCCAGAGCCCGACGCGGGGCUUGAACUCACGGACCGCGAGAUCAUGACCUGAGCCGAAGUCGGCCGCUUAACCGACUGAGUAAUGUUUAUUUAUUUUCAAGAGAGAGACAGCAUGAGCAGGGGAGAGGUAGAGAGAGAGGGAGACACAGAAUCCGAAGCAGGCUCCAGGCUCUGAGCUGUCAGCACAGAGCCAUAUGUGGGUCUCGAACUCACUAACUGUGAGAUCGUGACCUGAGCCAAAGUCGGACGCUCAACUGACGGAGCCACCCAGGUGGCCCGAGAAGCUGUACCUUUAAGUCUCAGAGUUUGCCAGGAUGAACAACGUUCUGCUGUGAGUCCCUCCAGAGCCUGGAACUGUUUACUCAGCUGUAUCACCUGUAGUGUACAAUCUAGUGCCUCUCACACGUCUAUGACGCGCUCACUGACCACUUCUGUUCUGUGAUACUUGCAUCCUGUCUGAUUCGUUACUGGCAGCUGGUUUCCUUCUGGCAGUAUCUGCAUCCUAUCACUGAUCCGCAGGAGACUGGGUGGCUAACCUUGCUUACUACAUGGCACGCGAAGCAAGAGGCAGGAUGAACGGGGUAGAAACUAGGAUGUGUUAUUGGCCAGGAAGGUGAGCAUUUGGUCAAGGAUUUUGAUACGUUUCCGAUCGCAGAGUGUCCCUUCUUUGGGAUGGACAGUACGUUCCAAGUAGUGGAGAUGGCCCCAGGGCCUUCCAAGUAACAGCUUUCUGGGUGUUUUCAUAUUUUCUAAAAUAUCAGCAUGCACGUGAUUUUAACAAAGCCUGAUCUGAUUUCACAUCUCAUAAUUCCACCGUCGACAUUAUGUUCAGACAAAUGGACUUCGCCAACUGGGCAGAAAGCAUGGCUUCCUAGCAUUUGCAGUAUAAUUUAUAAAUGCAGUGCGAUGCAUGUGUGACGGUUUUCAGGCAGAAAUCUAAGUGAAGGUUCCUUUCUUUGAGUGCUAUAGCCUGGUAUCCUCUUUCAGAGCUUAUAACGACCUUUAGAGUUCUUUUUAUCUCGCGUGUUUAUUUUGUAUUUGAGAAAAAUGAGGCACAGAGAGGAGGGAACAUGGAAAAAAGUCAGCAUUAGCACAGAGUGCCUGGACCGGUCAUGUAUUUAUCAUUGUGAACACUAGGUGGCAUUGUGACUCUGUCAUCAGGUUUCAGUUCUGCAUUGUCCUCUGCUUGGGAGGGGCGGGGAGGGCGGGUGGCGAAUGUUGGGAGGCUGUCAAAAUAGGAACACCCUGCUUUCCUGACCAACCACACUGUCUGACUUAGAUGACAACGUGUCUACAUCUGAGGCUUAUUCCUCUUGGCACCUGCUCAUACCGAGGUGUAAGCAUGUGUUAUAAAACAAAGUCAGAACCUGUAACAGUCAGUUUUAAAAGCAGUGCUGGGUUUUAAACUCUGGGAGUAACACAGGUCUGGUUCCUUUUCUCGAGUUCUCCCGUCUUAUCCUAGUCUUUCCUGUACGCUAACCACCUCCUUAUCUUUGUAAUCUCAGGCAUGUCCCACUGGCAGCCUUCCUUCCCAUUAGCAAAUGCAGGUGUCUGACCCUUGGACUCCCUUUAUACCUGGAGCCUGAUGGCAGUUUCUGUAAAAUGUAUUGUUGUCAGUUCAUGAAGUCUCAAGUCUCUUUCCACUGAACUGGUGCUCCUCAAGGGCCGUGAUCUGAUGUGCCUCUGUAUUUGUAAGACCUCAUACAGUGUCUGGCUCAGGGGAGACUUGUUUGUUAACUGGGUGUAUCAAUGGAUGGUAGUUUGGGUCCUUAGGUGGAAGGAGGUGGAAGAGGAAAGGGAGAGGAAGAAAAGGAAAUGAAAGGGCAGGGGAUGUGAGAGGAAGCAAGUACUGAUGGAUAGGUGGACAAAUGGAUGCAUGGAUGGAUGAGUAGAUGGAUGAAGGAUACAAUGAUAGGUGGAUGGGGGAUAGGAUAGGUGAUGGAUGAUCGUUUGAUACAUGUAGGUAUGGAUGGAUGGCUGAGUGGAUAAAGGGUUGGGUGGAUGGAUAAAUGGAUGACGGAUGGGUAGAUGGUGGGUGGAUGAUGGGUGGAUGGGGGCAUAGGAUGGGUGAUGGGUGAUCGUUUGAUGGAUGGAUGGCUGAGUGGA
This is a messenger RNA of Acinonyx jubatus (cheetah), 8124 nucleotides long. It is a transcript of the gene RNF144A, whose product is annotated as ring finger protein 144A. Bases 3223 to 4257 code for a protein of 344 amino acids. The record is from RefSeq and is a predicted model, not a curated record. Gene Ontology annotation, cellular component: ubiquitin ligase complex; cytoplasm; Golgi apparatus. The transcript has 9 exons. Gene Ontology annotation, biological process: ubiquitin-dependent protein catabolic process; protein polyubiquitination; positive regulation of proteasomal ubiquitin-dependent protein catabolic process. NCBI's taxonomy places the organism in Eukaryota, Metazoa, Chordata, Mammalia, Carnivora, Felidae. Gene Ontology annotation, molecular function: zinc ion binding; ubiquitin conjugating enzyme binding; ubiquitin protein ligase activity.